CCUUUCUUCAAGAAACCUUUUUAUUUCUCCACUUCGCUCCUCCCUUCCUCGUCUCUCCAUUAUCGUCGUAGCCUCGAUCCGUAACAUCAAAGGGGUAGAUUGAUUAAGUUGCAAUGGGAGACAGUCAGUACUCGUUUUCACUCACUACCUUCAGCCCUUCAGGGAAGCUGGUUCAGAUAGAGCAUGCUCUAACUGCUGUUGGAUCAGGCCAGACAUCUUUGGGGAUUAAAGCUUCAAACGGAGUUGUUAUUGCCACUGAAAAGAAGCUUCCAUCUAUUCUUGUUGAUGAAGCCUCUGUUCAAAAGAUUCAGCAUUUGACUCCCAACAUUGGAGUUGUAUACAGUGGUAUGGGUCCUGAUUUCCGAGUUCUUGUGCGAAAGAGUAGGAAGCAGGCUGAGCAAUACCUCCGCUUGUACAAAGAACCUAUCCCUGUCACUCAACUUGUGAGGGAAACUGCUACGGUCAUGCAAGAGUUCACUCAAUCAGGUGGUGUGAGGCCGUUUGGAGUUUCUCUUCUAGUGGCUGGGUAUGAUGACAAGGGCCCACAGCUGUACCAGGUGGAUCCGUCUGGUUCUUAUUUCUCAUGGAAAGCUUCGGCGAUGGGAAAGAAUGUUUCGAAUGCCAAGACAUUUCUCGAGAAGAGGUACACAGAAGAUAUGGAGCUUGAUGAUGCGAUUCAUACGGCUAUAUUGACACUGAAGGAAGGUUUUGAGGGAGAAAUCUCGAGCAAGAACAUCGAGAUUGGCAAGAUUGGUGCUGACAAAGUCUUUAGGGUACUAACACCGGCAGAGAUCGACGAUUACUUGGCUGAGGUCGAGUAAAAACUUUCACUUUGGCCGCCCAACGAACCUCGAGUUGAAUCUCAUUACUAUCUUUUACUUUUCUGCCUAGUUGGUAAAAAGACUGAUGGUUCUUGCGUUUGUAAAACUAUUCCAACUUGUUAACACUCGAGACCUUGUUUAGUUUUCAUUCGUUUAGACAA
This is a messenger RNA of Raphanus sativus (radish), 982 nucleotides long. Its product is annotated as proteasome subunit alpha type-2-A. NCBI's taxonomy places the organism in Eukaryota, Viridiplantae, Streptophyta, Magnoliopsida, Brassicales, Brassicaceae. The record is from RefSeq and is a predicted model, not a curated record. Gene Ontology annotation, cellular component: proteasome core complex; proteasome core complex, alpha-subunit complex. Gene Ontology annotation, biological process: ubiquitin-dependent protein catabolic process. The coding region runs from base 114 to 821 and encodes 235 amino acids. The transcript has 12 exons.